UAUGGUGGCCUAAAUUUUCUCGCUUAUAUUUAGUUUAAAUAAUCUGUUGUAAUCUGUGUUUAUAUACUACGACAAAUCGUAUUUCAAAGAUUAUAUUUCCAGUGUUAGAAGCCGUUAACACGUUGAUGAUGAUAUUUCAUGUUAUCCUAGUACUUUGUCAUGGCUCUCUUAAUUAAGUAGUAUAUCUUCAGUAACAUUAGCCCAAAGCAAAAAUGUCUCAAUUUAGGUAACUACAAGAAAAAUGCCAUUGCAGUUUUGCUGCCUUAAAUUGACAAACUAGGGUGUGUUCUUCCACGUAAAAUCAAACGUUUUAAUCUUGAUACGUUUGUUAGGUAGCAUAUCUACUACUUGUUUACUUGGUUACACAGUCUUGCGCAGUGAUGACGCCAUCGGCAGUCCCCGAUAGCAUUUUUUAAUGAACGAGCUAGCUAGUAAAUUAUCUCGGAAUGUAAUGUUGUAAUCAAUCGGUGUUACACGUUAUACUACUAAUCAUGUAUUUACCAGGUAUCAACAUGGUCCAGCGCCUAACUUACCGUCGUAGAUUGUCCUACAACACCGCCUCCAACAAAACUAGGCUGUCCCGGACUCCUGGUAACCGCAUUGUGUACCUGUACACCAAGAAGGUGGGCAAGGCACCUAAGUCUGCAUGCGGAAUAUGCCCUGGUAGACUGCGUGGAAUCCGGGCAGUGAGACCCCAGGUCCUGAUGAGGCUCUCAAAGACAAAGAAGCACGUCAGCAGGGCCUACGGCGGUGCCAUGUGUGCGAAGUGUGUACGCGAUAGGAUCAAGCGUGCUUUCCUGAUUGAGGAGCAGAAGAUCGUUGUCAAGGUCCUUAAAGCACAGGCACAGAGUCAAAAAUCUAAGUAAAUGUGUAUUUGUACUGCAACAUUAAAAUAAUUGAACUAUG
Oncorhynchus kisutch (coho salmon) is the source of this 906-nucleotide messenger RNA. RefSeq names its product 60S ribosomal protein L34. Gene Ontology annotation, cellular component: ribosome. Bases 492 to 866 code for a protein of 124 amino acids. Gene Ontology annotation, biological process: translation. Lineage: Eukaryota; Metazoa; Chordata; Actinopteri; Salmoniformes; Salmonidae. The transcript is spliced from 4 exons. The record is from RefSeq and is a predicted model, not a curated record. Gene Ontology annotation, molecular function: structural constituent of ribosome.